This is a messenger RNA of Phyllopteryx taeniolatus (common seadragon), 2805 nucleotides long. RefSeq names its product regulator of G-protein signaling 5-like. The transcript has 6 exons. Lineage: Eukaryota; Metazoa; Chordata; Actinopteri; Syngnathiformes; Syngnathidae. The record is from RefSeq and is a predicted model, not a curated record. Bases 346 to 897 code for a protein of 183 amino acids.
GCCACCCGGAGGUAACCUCACAGUCAACAGGACACGAAGCUAUGUGAGUCCUCUUCUGUUAGGGAAACUCGGCAUUCGAUACACACGACUCAUCGUUACCAGCGGGAGAUUGGAUAACAUCGAUAGCAUGGGACAACUUAGCGCGCGGCUCUGCAGCCGCCAGGGCUACACACAUUCCAGUCUGAUUGGCUUCACUUUUGGCCCACAGCCCAGAGGCUGUCUGCAUAAAACCCGUGUGUGUUUAAAGCCAGGACCAGAAAGCAAGAGGUACUCUCAGGCUCACUUCGGACUAAAACACUGAAGAUUAAACAACAUUUUGAGCACUGUGCCUGAAGAUUGUGCAAAAUGUGUAAAGGAUUAGCUGCCCUGCCCCAAACCUGCCUUGUAAGGGCUAAAGAGAUCAAGUCAAAAUUGGGAGUUUUGCUGCAAAAGCCAGAAAAUGCAAUCGACCUUAUCAUUCCCUAUCCGGAGAAAACUGAGAAGAAGCCGGAGAAGCUGCAGAAACCUCCGUGUGACGAAGCUGCUCAGUGGCGUGAGAGUCUGGACCGAGUACUGAACAACAGCUAUGGUCUUGCUACCUUCCGUAGCUUCCUGCAGUCUGAGUUCAGUGAUGAGAAUAUUGAGUUUUGGAUGGCUUGUGAGGAUUUCAAGAAGACCAAGAACCCAGUGAAGAUGGCUGCCAAGGCAAAAAUGAUCUAUGAAGACUACAUUCAGUCCGAGGGACCCAAAGAGGUCAACAUUGACCAUUUCACCAAAGAUGUAACUCUAAGGAAUUUGGUGGAUCUUUCGCCUGAAACUUUUGACCUGGCCCAAAAGAGGAUCCACGCCCUGAUGGAAAAAGACUCCUUCGGUCGCUUCUUGAGGUCUGAGCAGUACCAGGAGCUCUUGGUCAACUAAACCUGAGCAGGAGACUUAAGCAGCUGGGUGGAGAGGUGGUAAAUCGAUUUCAGUUUAGUUUUUUGGUCAAAUAUGAUCUAUUAAAAAUAGAAAUCAAGAUUAAAAAUUUGUGUUAAAGCUCAAGAUUAUAUAUGAUACAAAGUGCACCAAUGAGUUAAAUGAGUGAGCUGCUCAGAUGAAAUUGAACUCUCAAAUUCCCGCCUAAAUUAUAUUCCUUGUGCUACAGAACUCAUACACUUAAUCACAAAAUCAAUAUUUAGACAAAACCGAUGCCAAUCAACUCACAUGAAGAAGAGCAAGUCCGUUUCAAAUCCUCUUCUUGUCUGGCACAUCCAAGCUGACCAAUUAUGCUGUGCUAUUCAGACUUAAUUCUAUUUUAGGAGGCAGAGCUCUUAUGCACCGUACCAAACUACAUUUUUUAAUACCUUCAAAACCAAAAAUAAAUAAAGUAUUAUAUAUAAUAUAGUAUGAAAUAACUUCACUUGCUUCAGAAAAAUACAAACAUACCUUCUAUGGUAGUGCCUUAGUGACUAGAAAUCAUGCUAAUCAUCAAGUAUACAUAAAUAACUUUUUAUUUUUAUAUAUAUAUAUGACUGUGCCUCAAUGCACAAAGCAAGGUCCAUAAUGGCAUGGUUGGACGAGUUUGUUAUGAACGAACCUGACAGCCAUGACCUAAACCCCAUCAAAUACCUUUGGGAUCAACUAGAACGCAGAACGCAUCUAACAUCACUGACCGCUCACAAAUGCUCCCCUGGGAGCAAAGGGAAGAGAUUUUUUUGGAAUAGCCUCGUGUCCCAAUACUUUGGUCCAUGUUGUUAUAUCGUAAUGGUUUUCCCAAAUGUGUUAACCCAUGUAAAAAUGCUCAUUUGUUUGUUUUGAACAAUGACAUGAUAUCAGGUACCGCAAGUUAUUCACGUUAAUAAAAUAAAAUGUGCACCAGCCUUCCUGCAAAUGAAAAUGUAUGAUGUUCACAAAACUUUCAUUUGUCUUUUCCAGUUUCUCAUUCCUCACAAAUAUAAGUUUACGUAGUGUAUCCACCAACCUCCUAUUUUGGCUCCUGUGAGAGCCAUCAUUGAGAACACUGCUGCCUAGUUGGCUCAGUGGCCAAGCUCCUCAGCUGCCACUAAAGUGCAUGUUGCUUGGAUUGGAAAUCAAGUGGGAGGGAGUCUCAGAAUAAGGGAACUGCGUGGCGAUAUGGUUUUAUAAAGUAUACACAAAGAUAUUAGCAACCUGCAGUGGUGUUUUUCCCAUGUGCUUUUACUUACAUUGUUGAAAACUGAAUCAGCUAUAAGCCAUGACUUAACAUACCAGCAAACAUUAAAAAAGAAGGGAAGGGAUUUCUGAUUUGCUGCAGAUCCUACCAAUGAAAGUCGAUCCUUUUCUUAUAUGGAUAACAUUGAUCAUAACAAAAUCAAAAAUGAAUCUGAAUGAUGAUACAUAUAUACAGUCUCCUCCUAACUCAUUAAAACAUUAUUUAUUCCUUAGAAAUUCAUUUAUUGAUGCAUUUUUUUUUACAUUACGUGAACAUUGAUGGAAACUGUGGUGGGUUUAAAGUUUGUGUUCAAUUUGAGUUCACAAAGUGUGAUGAUAUACUCAUAUGUAAUCUGUUGUUGUUGUUUUUAUCUUACAAAAGCAUUUGUAUCCUCAUCAACCCAAUAUUAUCUUCUACAUAUUCACCAUUUGUUAAGUAAUUUUUGGUUCGGGAAUUGCACAGUGUUAGGCUUCAAUAUGGGACAGAUUUGCCAGUCUGUUGCCAUAAAGAAAACAAAUAGGACUUGGGGAGUGCUGAAUAUGUCACAAAAUCUUGCAUGUAUGUCUUGGAGUUGACCACAUAAAUAUAUAUCUGCAUACUACAUACUACUGCUGAAGAUGUAUUUAUUUUACAUGUAAAUAUAUAUUUGCAUAACA